CUCUUUUCGCCCUCGCCCUCGUCCUCCCUCGCGAUGCUAUCGAUUCUGUUGGUUUUGCCUCUAAUUAAGGCUUCGGCAGUACCCCGCGCGACGCAAGCUCUCCUCCCGUUCCUCGAUCCCGUACUCGGAUUAGGCUCAGAGCUGACCAUCGCAGGGUCGGACGGUGGAGAGCCUUUGAACGUGAUCGUAUCUGCGUUCAGUUCUGCAUCUGUCUUGACGGAUGACGGUUUUCGCGAUUGGGUCGGCGCUAUCGGCUUCGACUUGGAAUGUUUGGACAUCAGCCUUGGCGCUCCUCAGCAGGCUAACCUUGGCGACGGCAAUGGUGCACUCAAUCAGAUUGCGCAAUUCCAAGAAAAUUUCGGAAUUCCGAUAGUCGGUUCAUGUUUGGAGAGCGUUACGGGCGGUGUUCAUUUCAGUUAUUGGCGACAGAAUGGACCAUCAUUACUUGGGCUUGCAAACACCGGAGCUCUCUUUCUUGCUGUCUCCCAGGAGGAGAGCCUUCUAGGACUUCACACCAUCGCUCCAGAUGGCUAUAACGCUGGAAGGAACGCGUUCGUAGCCGCUGCAGUGGGCUCCGUCAGCUCUGGCGGCGUCACAUAUACAACGACGGCAUUGAACGUCACAGGCCUUCUGCUUCCCGGCAGUCUCGGUAUCAGCCAAGGUAUCGCACAAGAUGGCAUUGUCACUCUGUUGACCGUGAUAGCCACAUGAGUAUCGCAUACAAGAUCUAUGCUACCAAUAUGCCUGACAGUAUCGGCGCAAGACGGAACUGUUACUAGUACUUGUGUUGAUUGUAACGAUCACCUGCCUUGCGAGGCCACCUGUACCGUCGUUAUCAUCUCCAGCAUCCUAAAUCUAGGCCAUGGUGAUUCAUUGUGAC
Messenger RNA from Punctularia strigosozonata HHB-11173 SS5, 880 nucleotides. RefSeq lists its product as uncharacterized. NCBI's taxonomy places the organism in Eukaryota, Fungi, Basidiomycota, Agaricomycetes, Corticiales, Punctulariaceae. Bases 34 to 711 code for a protein of 225 amino acids. The transcript is spliced from 9 exons. The record is from RefSeq and is a predicted model, not a curated record.